Molecule: messenger RNA, 1563 nt
Organism: Neoarthrinium moseri
Lineage: Eukaryota; Fungi; Ascomycota; Sordariomycetes; Amphisphaeriales; Apiosporaceae
Exons: 5
Coding region: 1-1563 (520 amino acids)
Biological process (GO): transmembrane transport
Cellular component (GO): membrane
Molecular function (GO): transmembrane transporter activity
Source: RefSeq, a predicted model, not a curated record
AUGGCGGAAGAAAAGAAACUCGAGUCUGGCAUCAAGCCAUGCGACACAGAUAUUGGGACCAGCUCCGUGCUGAAGAAGCAGAAUGCGUUCCAGCGUCUUAUGCAUCGCAAAAAUGACCUCAACGAUCUCGGCAAGGAAAUGCUGCAGCAGUCGCUUCACUACGACCAAGCGCAACUGGAGGCAGACGCUGUCAAGGUCCGACGCAAGCUUGACUUCCUGGUACUGCCAAUGAUGAUGACCACUUACAUGCUGUCUUUCCUGGACAAACAAACAUUGAAUUACGCAAACGCAUACGGCCUUCAAGCUGACACGCAUAUGACUGGGGAUAACUACAGCUGGGUAGCUACUGCAUUAUACUUUGGCUGGUUAUGUGGCGCAUGGCCUUGGAAUCUUCUAUUACAGCGGGUACCAAUUGCGAAGCUGAUCGGAGGCAUGCUUUUUGUCUGGGGGGCCAUCUGUAUGCUCCAAGCAACGGUCUUCAACUUUGCCGGAUUCUUUGUAGUGCGCUUCUUCCUCGGGAUGAUGGAAGGCUGCGUCUCUCCAGCUUGGGUCAUGCUAACCUCGAUGCUCUGGACACGUGAAGAGCAACCGUUCAGGAGUUCCAUUUGGCUGUGCACGAACGGAGUGUCAAUGGUACUCGGCGCGCUUUUGGCUUAUGGUUCCGGCAUGGCUCAAGGCUUGACUAUCGCGAAUUGGAAGCUCAUCUUUUUGAUCGUGGGUGCCCUGACUAUGGGCUGGGGAUUUGUCAUUCUGUUCUACCUUCCGGACGGCCCGCACGACGCCAAAAUGUUGACCGAGUAUGAGCGGAUGGUUGCGGUCUGGAGAGUUUCUAAGAACCAGAUGGGUAUCAAGAACUCGUCGAUCAAGACCCCUCAGAUCAAGGAAGCUCUUCUGGACGGUAGAUGCUACCUCAUCUUUGCCACGGGCAUGGCGCUCGGUCUUGUCAACGGCGCCGUCACGAACUUUAUGUCCUCUAUCAUCAAGGGUUUCAACUUUGAUCCAUUGAAGACGUCCUUGAUGCAAGCCCCAGGAGGAGCAAUCGAGGUGGUAGCCUGUCUGGGUCUUGGCUACAUUUCUCAGAUGCGCAACAUGUUGGGCAUUUCCAUCUUGUUAGGCUGUCUUCCCGGAAUGGUUGGGCUCAUCGGCAUCCUUACGAUACCCAUUGAAAACCGGUACGCCCUGGUUGCUAUGUGCUGGAUGCAGAACGUCAUCGGGUCGCCAAUCGUCCUCAACUGGACAGUCCCCGGAAUUAACAUCGCAGGUCACACGAAGCGCACAGCUGUCCUCGGCAUCUACUUUGUGUGCUACGUCGGGGGAAACAUUAUUGGACCCCACAUGUUCCUGCCACAUGAAUCACCUAGAUAUCCUACGGCCAUCAGAGGGUUGCUAGGAACAUAUUGUGCCGCCAUCUUCUUCCAGGCGGUAUAUACCACGUGGUGCUGGGUCGAAAACAAGAGACGCGACAAGCUUGGAAUGCAGGCGGAGGCAUUUGAAGAGGCAUUGCUCGAGGGUUUCGAAGACUUGACGGACAAGGAGAAUAAGCACUUCAGGUACAAACUGUAA